AACGGACGUUCUAGGAAACUUCUAAGCUUGACAAGCAGCACUCGAUUGUACGUUUCCAAAAUGGCGGCGUUCACUAGCUGUCUCGUGGGGCAGCUGCAGUUUCAGGUAUUACGUCACCGGCCAGAUCUUUCUUUAUUGGCUAACGUACAACGACGUUGCAUCCAAACCACCUCAGCAUGCCUAAAGAAUCGAGCUGCCCGUGUACGAGUGGGAAAAGGAGACAAACCUGUCACUUAUGAACAAGCACAUCCGCCCCACUUCAUCGCACACAGGAAAGGAUGGCUGUCCCAGCACACUAGUAACCUGGAUGGAGAAGGGGGUGCUGCUGAGCGCACCAUAGAGGAUGUCUUUAUCCGCAAGUUUAUUUUUGGUACCUUCCACGGAUGCUUGGCCAAUGAAAUAGUGAUCAAACGUCGUGCAAAUCUUAUAUCCAUCUGUGCCAUCUUUAUUCGCAAGUUGCCGCCGCAGAAAUUCUACUUUCUGAUUGGCUACACAGAAAUGUUACUUUCAUUCCUGUACAAAUGUCCUGUCAAAAUGGAAGUGCAAACAGUAGAAGAGAAAGUAAUAUAUAAGUACCUUUAACCCUAAUGUAGGGUAAAGGCAACAACACUUUAAUUGCUAGUUAUACACUUCCAAA
Molecule: messenger RNA, 637 nt
Organism: Pelobates fuscus (common spadefoot toad)
Lineage: Eukaryota; Metazoa; Chordata; Amphibia; Anura; Pelobatidae
Gene: MRPS24
Product: mitochondrial ribosomal protein S24
Exons: 4
Coding region: 61-582 (173 amino acids)
Biological process (GO): translation
Cellular component (GO): mitochondrion
Source: RefSeq, a predicted model, not a curated record